CGGUGCGCGCACCUGCUCCUAAAGCACACGGGCAGCCGCAACCCCGUGUCGCGGCGCACGAACCAGCGCAUCACCAUGACCAAGGCCGAGGCGCUCGACGAGCUCGAGGGCUGGAUGGCCAAGAUCUCCAAUGCCCCGGACCCGGCCGCGGCCUUCCGCGACGCGUGCAAGAAGCGGUCCGACUGCGGGUCCUGCCGCGAGUCCGGGGACCUCGGCGACUUCCAGCGGGGCCAGAUGCAGAAGCCCUUCGAGGACGCGACGUUCGCGCUCGCCGUCGGCGAGAUGUCCGGCGUCGUCGACACGGACAGCGGCGUCCACGCGAUCCUGCGGCUG
This is a messenger RNA of Aureococcus anophagefferens, 333 nucleotides long. RefSeq lists its product as hypothetical. The record is from RefSeq and is a predicted model, not a curated record. Lineage: Eukaryota; Pelagophyceae; Pelagomonadales; Pelagomonadaceae. Gene Ontology annotation, molecular function: peptidyl-prolyl cis-trans isomerase activity. The annotation marks the transcript as partial. The transcript has a single exon. Gene Ontology annotation, cellular component: nucleus; cytosol.